GGAGUGAACGGCCAUUGAACAAAAAGAAGAAGAAGAAGGUCUGUUUAUGAUAAUGGCGGCAGUCGCGUCGACGAAUCCCUCGCAGCUUUUACCUCUCGAGCUGGUGGAUAAAUGCAUUGGCUCACGGAUUCACAUUGUCAUGAAGAACGAUAAAGAGAUUGUGGGAACUCUGCUCGGGUUUGAUGACUUUGUCAACAUGGUUCUUGAGGAUGUGACAGAGUUUGAAAUCACUCCAGAAGGAAGAAGAAUCACAAAGCUGGAUCAGAUUCUACUCAAUGGCAAUAACAUCACAAUGUUGAUUCCAGGAGGAGAAGGACCAGAAGUUUGAGAAAUGUGUCGCACCUUCCACAAAAUAAAUAUACAAUUUAUGUUCUUGUUUCAUAAAAAAAAAAAAAAAACUUAGAAUUGAUCACUUCUUGUUUUCAAAAAUUCAUUUCCAUUUCAUGAGGGGAGUUUUCCACAUUAGUUCUAUUGUUUAAGUGAUCCAAAAAGUUUUUGUAAACAUUUGUUGUUUGUUACAAUAAAACAAAUCAAAUAAAUUGGACUGAGUUGGAAUUCAGUUG
Molecule: messenger RNA, 563 nt
Organism: Sinocyclocheilus rhinocerous
Lineage: Eukaryota; Metazoa; Chordata; Actinopteri; Cypriniformes; Cyprinidae
Product: U6 snRNA-associated Sm-like protein LSm5
Exons: 5
Coding region: 47-328 (93 amino acids)
Biological process (GO): mRNA splicing, via spliceosome
Cellular component (GO): Lsm1-7-Pat1 complex; U4/U6 x U5 tri-snRNP complex; U6 snRNP
Molecular function (GO): RNA binding
Source: RefSeq, a predicted model, not a curated record